This is a messenger RNA of Saccharomycopsis crataegensis, 3510 nucleotides long. RefSeq names its product DNA-directed RNA polymerase I core subunit RPA135 (gene RPA135). Gene Ontology annotation, biological process: DNA-templated transcription. Lineage: Eukaryota; Fungi; Ascomycota; Saccharomycetes; Ascoideales; Saccharomycopsidaceae. The record is from RefSeq and is a predicted model, not a curated record. Gene Ontology annotation, cellular component: RNA polymerase I complex; nucleus. Bases 1 to 3510 code for a protein of 1169 amino acids. Gene Ontology annotation, molecular function: DNA binding; ribonucleoside binding. The transcript has a single exon.
AUGGUAGCUCCAAAAGAAAGACUUGGUUUCAACACCUUGAAAACAACCAAGCGCUUUCAGAAUCCUCCAAAGGAUGAAACCGCUUUCCCGCUUUUAGCAGAAGCCAUCUAUCCUCACAUUCAUUCAUUCAAUGCCUUGACUGAAGGCCCAGGCGGAGGCCUUUUGAACUUGGCUGUCAAGGAUAUUGGCAAAAAGACUGUUUACGACAGCACAGAACAUAGAUCAGCUAAUAAGUUGAAAAUAUGGAUUGAUUCCGUACAAUUAAUGAAACCGGCAGUCGGCUCUUUUGACAAAACUUCUCUUGAUAGAAAAACAUACCCAGCAGAAUGCAGAGAAAGAAUGAGCAGUUAUAGAGGGAAAUUAAUGUUGAAAGUCUGCUGGUCUGUCAAUGAUGGCCCUGAAAUGUCUGAAGUUCGUGAUGCUGGAUAUUUGCCAAUUAUGUUGAAAUCCAACAGAUGUCAUCUCCAAACUAUGUCACCAGAAGAAUUGGUCAAGUGUAGAGAAGAAUCAGACGAAUUGGGUGGUUAUUUCGUGGUUAAUGGUUUAGAAAAAUUAGUCAGAAUGUUGAUUGUCCAAAGAAGAAAUCAUCCAAUGGCCAUCGUUAGACCAUCUUUUGAAAACAGAGGACAUGCUUACACAAAAUAUGGUAUUCAAAUCAGAUGUGUUAGACCAGAUCAAACUUCUCAAACUAAUGUUGUUCACUAUUUGAAGGACGGUAACCUUACCUUUAGAUUCUCUUGGAGAAAGAAUGAAUAUUUAGUUCCAGUUAUGAUGAUUAUGAAGGCUUUGGCAGAGACUAAUGACCGUGAGAUUUUUGAUGGAAUUGUUGGUUCUGAUUCUUCUGAUUCUUUCUUGACCGAUCGUUUAGAAUUGUUGCUUAGAAGUUACAAGUCCUAUGGUUUGCAUUCUCAACAAGAAACUUUGGCUUAUCUUGGUGAUAAAUUCAGAGUCGUAUUUGGUGUCGCUGAUGAUAUGUCUGAUGUUGAGGUUGGUAAAGAAGUCCUUAGAAGAAUUGUUUUGGUACACUUGGACUCUAAUGAGGAUAAAUUCAGAAUGUUACUUUUUAUGAUCAGAAAAUUAUACACUUUGGUGGCUAACGAUUGCUGUGCCGAUAAUCCAGAUAGUUCUCAACAUCAAGAAAUCUUAUUGGGUGGAUUUUUGUACGGUAUGAUCUUGAAGGAAAAAAUGGAUGAAUAUCUUGCAAGUAUUACUCAGCAAGUUAACACAGACAUUGAUAGAGGUACUGGUAUCAACUUCAGUGAACGUAAGUAUAUGACAAGAUUGUUUUCUAAAGUGAAUGAAAAUAUUGGUCAAAAAUUGCAAUAUUUCUUGAGUACCGGUAAUUUAGUGUCUCAAUCUGGUUUGGAUUUGCAACAAGUCUCGGGUUAUACUGUCGUUGCUGAUAAGAUUAAUUUCUACAGAUUCUUGUCUCAAUUCAGAAUGGUUCACAGAGGUUCUUUCUUUGCCCAAUUGAAAACCACCACAGUUCGUAAGUUGUUGCCAGAAUCUUGGGGGUUCUUGUGUCCUGUCCAUACACCGGAUGGUUCCCCUUGUGGUUUGUUAAACCAUUUGUCACAUAAAUGUAAAGUGGCAACCGAAGAUUCCGAUGUUUCAAAGGUUGGGGAAGCCUUGAGUUUGUUGGGUAUUGUACCAAAGCACGGUUUUGCUGCUGGUCCAAAUGUUUGUUGUGUCCAAUUGGAUGGUAAAGUUGUUGGCUGGUGUACUCAUGAACAAGGUAGAAUUGUUGCUGAUACCUUGAGAUAUUGGAAAGUGGAAAGAACUCAUGGUUUACCACUUGAUUUGGAAAUUGGUUACGUUCCUCCUUCUACUAAAGGUCAAUACCCUGGUUUGUAUUUGUUUGGGGGUAGAGCUAGAAUGAUGAGACCAGUUAAAUACUUGCCACUUGCCAAGGAGGACAUCGUUGGUCCAUUUGAACAAGUUUAUCUUAAUGUUGCUGUUAGACCAUCUGAAAUUGAAUCGAACAUCCAUAGCCAUGUGGAAUUUUCUCCAACUAAUAUUUUGUCAAUCUUGGCCAACCUUACUCCAUUUUCUGAUUUCAACCAAUCUCCACGUAAUAUGUACCAAUGUCAGAUGGGUAAGCAAACUAUGGGGACUCCUGGUGUCGCCUUGGCUCACAGAUCUGACAACAAGUUGUAUAGAUUGCAAACUGGUCAAACUCCAAUUGUUAAGGCCAAAUUGUACGAUCAAUACGGCAUGGACAAUUUCCCUAACGGUACUAAUGCCGUUGUUGCCGUUAUCUCUUACACCGGUUAUGAUAUGGAUGAUGCGAUGAUUAUCAACAAAUCUGCCGACGAAAGAGGUUUUGGUUAUGGUAUGGUUUACAAGGUUGAAAAAAUCGAUUUGGGUAUGAAUAGAAGACGUGGUGAUCCAAUUACCCAACACUUUGGUUUCGGUAGUGAUGAAUGGCCAGAAGAAUGGAAGGGUAAAUUGGAUGCCGAUGGGCUUCCAAUGAUUGGUACCAAGGUUGAAGAAGGUGAUCCAAUUGUUGCCUACUUUGAUGACACCGUUGGUAAAACUAAAAUCAAGACCUACCACUCUUCUGAACCUGGUUACAUUGAAGAAGUUAAGUUACUCGGCGACAACAAUGAUGAAGAGUUACAAAUGCUUACGAUAAAGUAUAGAAUUAUCCGUGACACUCAAAUUGGUGACAAGUAUUCUUCUAGACACGGUCAAAAGGGUGUUUGUUCUAGAAAAUGGCCUACUGUGGAUAUGCCAUUUAGUGAAACUGGUAUUCAACCAGAUGUCAUAAUUAACCCUCAUGCUUUCCCUUCGCGUAUGACAAUCGGUAUGUUUGUCGAAUCUUUGGCCGGGAAGGCUGGUGCUUUGCACGGUAUUGCUCAAGAUUCUACCCCAUGGCAAUUCUCUGAAGAUGACACCCCAGCUGAUUUCUUUGGUGAACAAUUAUUGAAGGCUGGUUACAACUACCACGGUAACGAACCAAUGUAUUCCGGGGCCACCGGUGAAGAAUUGAGAGCUGAUAUCUAUAUGGGGGUUGUUUACUACCAAAGAUUGCGUCAUAUGGUCAAUGAUAAGUUCCAAGUUCGUUCGACUGGUCCAGUUAACAGUUUGACUAUGCAACCUGUUAAGGGCCGUAAGAGAUCUGGUGGUAUUCGUGUCGGUGAAAUGGAGCGUGAUGCCUUGAUUGGUCACGGAUCCGCUUUCUUGUUACAAGAUAGAUUGUUGAAUUGCUCUGAUUACACUCAAACCUCUAUUUGCAGAUCCUGUGGUUCUUUGUUGAAUCCUCAAACCUCUGUUCCAAGAAUUGGUCAAAAAUCCUCGAUCCGUUGCCGUAGUUGUGCCACUAAGAUUGAGAGUGAAACUUUAUUGAAGGAUGUUGAUGAAUCGGAAAUUUGGGAAGAUGGCCAAAGCAAUAGAUUUAUUGGUGGUGCUGAUACAACUACUAUUGGUAUUCCAUUUGUUUUGAAAUACCUCGACUCUGAGUUAGCUGCUAUGGGUAUCAGAAUGCGUUACAACGUUUCUCCAAAAUAA